Rotaria sp. Silwood1 is the source of this 1596-nucleotide messenger RNA. NCBI's taxonomy places the organism in Eukaryota, Metazoa, Rotifera, Eurotatoria, Philodinida, Philodinidae. The record is from the annotation of a GenBank genome assembly.
AUGUUUAACAUUAACACUAGUCUUAAUCGUUGUGUUAAAAUCUGGAAUAUUUUACUCGAUCAAUUUCAAUUGCUUGAAACAAUGACACCAAUCGAAUUUCUCGAAUUUCGUGAUUAUAUUAUACCAGCUAGUGGUUUUCAAAGCUUACAAUUUCGCUUAAUAGAAUUUAAACUCGGCUUAAACGAUAAAUUAAGACAUCAUUAUCACGAAAACUAUUUCACUCAUGUAAUGUUUAAAAAUCAACAGGCUGAAGAAUUGAAAAAUGCAGCUAGCGAACAAUCGUUACUUGCUUUGCUUGAAAGAUGGCUUGAACAAGUUUAUGACAGCACAUCAUUUGAUUUUCUGGAAAAUGGCAUAUCAUUUGAUAGUGUCAAUAUCGAAGCAGAAAAUUUGAGACGGCAGUUUUCAAACAUGCUUAAUCAAACUCAGUAUGCACAAUUGAAAUUAAUGAAUGAACGUCGGAUGAGUCAUAAAGCAAUGUUGGCUGCACUCAUGAUAUCAGUCUAUCAUCAACAACCUUGUUUUCAACAAGCCUAUCAAAUGCUGUAUUUACUCAUGGAUAUUGAUGCUCUCAUUGCCAAUUGGCGUCAAAAACAUAUUCAACUUGUUCAACGUCACAUUGGUAGAAAACCAGGCACGGGAGGUCCUCGGUUGAUUUAUAAUGAUCCACCAACGGCUUCUCGACAAUGUACAACUGAGUUGACUAUGUUAAAAGGUAAAAUUGAAGCACGAAUUUUCGAAAAAAAAGUGAGCGCCGGACGAUCAGUUGAAAUAUUUAUAGCCGAAAUGGAUGUUAUAUUGAAAAACUUACAUGAUACACCUAUUUGUAAACUAAAUCGAAAAUAUAAACAACAACGUGAAAGAAUUCCAUAUGAUAAUUUAUUAGAAACGAUUCAAUUGAAUCAAUAUCAAAUUAGUAAAUGUCCAAUUACUGCUGAAAAAAGAAAAAUUAUGAUUACACGGAAACAAUAUGAACAAUUAAGCAUUAAAUCAAAUGAAAUGGAAUUAGCACAUCUUUAUUAUUUAGCAAAAGCUCAUAAACCUGUUACUCCACUUUGUCCAAUUAUUUCUGGUCUAAAACAUCCAACUAUAAAAGUAUCAAAAUUUCUCGACGAAUUACUUCGACCGUUAUUUAAUAAAAUGGCAUCAAACACAACUGUUACUUCUGGAACUGAAAAUGGUAAAUAUUUUCAUCAAGUACAUGUUGGUACUAUGGGUUCUACAUUAACAUUAACAAUUGCUAAUUGUUAUAUGUACUUUUAUGAACGAGAUAUUGUUAAACAAGUGAACAAUAGCAAUGGACUCUACUUACGAUAUAUUGAUGAUAUUCUCAUAAUUAUUAAUUGGCCGAUUCAACAUCUUUCUAAACAAAUUAAUCGAUGGAAUGAAUUAGACUUGAUUAUAAAAUUAAAAGCUCAAGUUGGUCAUUCAACAAAUUUUCUUGACUUAUACAUAGAAAAUAAAAAUGGUGAAUUGUUUACAAAACUUUAUCACAAACCAUCCUAUGAAGCAUAUUAUUUACCAUUUAAUGGUGUUCAUCCAAUACAUGCAUAUGAAAAUGAAUAUUCCAUAUGCUAUGUUAAUUCGUGCGAUUAA